GUCGUCAAUCGAUGGUCAUCGGUGGUGACAAAGCUGACACACAUACGGUCCACAGCUGACACACAUACGGUCCACAGCCACAGCAGGCACGCUGGCCCAGUUCAUCGAGGUGCUCGUUCAAUCAAUGUCUUUGCAGGCACGCAACAGUCACAACACAGUCACAACACAGCUGCAGUGGCCAUGCCAUUCCUCUCUGAGUCAAUCAAUGCCUCAGUAUCAGCUGCAGGUCGAUUCUCAGCAGAAUGGCGGCCGGCAGAUCACACGCUUCACAGCUGCUGCCAUCCCAUGCAAAGCACCGAACACACAGACACAGACAGACAGACAGACAGACAGACAGAGGAUGUCUUGCCGCAGCCGAGGUGAGUGAGGCGCUCACCGUGAUGUGCAGACGAGCAUGAGGUUGGGCGCCAUGAACUCAUCCAACAGACCCGCAAACACAGCCAGCAGGUCACGUGUCAGCUGACACGCACAAACAACACAACAGCAGCCGAUGGCGUCUCUCUCUCUAUCCAUGCACGUGGACGCCUGUGUGCCCGUUGUGUUGUGCUCACCCUGUUGUGUGUGUGUUUGGUGCCGAAUAUCUCCUCUAUGUCGUCGAUGAAGAGCACUGAGGGAUGGCUGGCGUAGGCCAACUCGAACCGCUCACGAAGCAACGACUGCACACACACACACAUGGACACACAGACAUUUUGUGUGCCACUUGCCCGGCCACGUACAUGCCCCUCCACCGACUUACCUGUGAGAGGCCCACGAUGCCGUGGACUGUGUUGGGGAUGGUCAAGGAAAAGACACUCACUCCGCCGAGAGAUGACAGCGCCCUGCACACGCCCAUCCAUCCAUCAAUUGUCGCUUCAUUUCUCCCACAUGAGCGAGCACCUUCCCAGCGUCGAUUUGCCGCUCCCUGAGGGCCCCAGCAGCAGCACCGAUGAGCACUCAGACUCACCUGCACAAACCAAAAAGGGGAGUGCAGAUCCACACCUAACAAGUGUGACGGCUAGCGUGAGUGCAGCUGGCGUACUUGGUGCGGCUUCGGCGUCCUCAUAUCGCUCUGCACGCUCAAACAGCCGCCGCAAUCGCUCACACGGCCCCUGAAAAAGAAACACACCGCCACCAACAGGACGACCACUUAGAAGACAAUCUGUUCGUGUGUGUGUUUUAUGUGUGUGUCGGGUCUCAUUCAUCUCGCUGACCUGAAGGUGCGGCCUCAGUGCGUCGGGCGAUAUCACAUAAGGCUGAUUGGCGCCUUUGGCCAGCACACUCAGUGCAUUCGACACGACGCCGGGCUCUCCGGAUGACGGCGCACUGGCAAUCUCACUGCACAAGCGGUACACACCUGCACACACGUGUGCAGUGCACAUAUUUAGUCGACAUGAUGUGUGUGGGUCACUCGGCCACUCCCUCACUGACUGACCUGUCCAGCUGCGGCCGGCCGUCCGCUGUGCCGCCUCUCUGGUCAGCUGCUCAUCCUCCAUUCCCCACCGGGCCAACAGAUGCCUGCAGAAACGAACACAGAGGAGGGAGAGAGCAUCAUGUUGACAUACACACACAGUCAGUGGCUGUGUGUGCGCGUGCGCCAUGCCAUUCAUCCGGCUCUCGUACCUGAUCCACUGCAUCCUCUGUCUGAAUGAGGGAGGCUCCAAGGGAAGCACCACAUCAAACAUAUCACCUGCACAGCCACAAGCAGCAUCUGACGAUGGUGCAUAGGAUUGCAUCCUCGCUGACACCACAGCGUGCCGCACGCACCUAUUGCCCUGCUGGGCCUGUCCCUCAGGAGCGCGACAACAAGACACCCACCGACCUCCCUCAUCAGCCGCAGAGCACACCUCAUGUCGUGGAACAUCUGCAGCGACUCGUCGCCCUCAGAAAUGAGCGCAUCUAUUCCACUAACACCCUCCGCAGCACCAGGUGUGUGCUGCUGUGGCUCAUCGAUGUCAGCCUCAUGGUCAUCAUCUGACAGAUCUGGGCUGUCGGGUGAACCGACGUGUGUGUGGGCGACAUCGUCAGUGACACCACUGGCCUGCAAUCGCGGGAGAAAUGAAGAGUGUGUGUGUGUGUGUCUGUGUGUGUGCUGAUGACCAUAGGGAGGCAGUCCAGGUGAGAAAUGACAAUCAGUCUGCGGACUGCAGAUGAGCUGUAUGGAGCACCAAGAAUGGCCUGCACACACACGCAAGACAGACGCCCAUGACACUCAGCACUCACUCGUCCAUCGCUGUGUGUGCAUCCCGUCCGCUGCUUACCGCGUAGCGGCGGCGAAGGGCCUCAGCGGGGCCAAAACCUGACACACAUCAGUGAGUGAAUGAACGAGUGAGGCAGUCGCACACGCGCGACAAACAGGCGCCCCCAUUGUUGCCAAUUUUUGCGGCUGACCUCUGCAAAUGGCAGCGGCGUCAAUCAUAUGCAGCUCGAACACACCACGACCACCGGCAGCAGACUGCUCGUGCAGCCUGUCGAGAUACGCCGCCAGCCAAUCCACACACAGAGCACCAUUCUCACCUGCACCAAGGAGAAGCCAGACAGACAGACCAUCCAUUCAUCUGAUCUGCCGCGCCCGCGUGUGAUCUGUCACCGCCCACCUUCGGUAGCACAGUGAAUGGCGAGGGCAGCCACAGAGAUCUCCAUCUGGCCGUGCCUUUCCUCCUCACGAGCGCCCUGCGUGCAGCACAUGAGUCGCCUGUUGAUGAGUCUUUGGGUCAGAUCCAGGCUGAACGGCAACCCAACGGACUCGCCGAAGGGCUCAACCAUUAGCCCUGACGACGAAGGUGCGCAGAUGCGAGCGAGAGAGGGAGAAGGGACGGCUGGGAGAAG
Molecule: messenger RNA, 2805 nt
Organism: Vitrella brassicaformis
Lineage: Eukaryota; Vitrellaceae
Source: the annotation of a GenBank genome assembly